Eupeodes corollae is the source of this 2069-nucleotide messenger RNA. It is a transcript of the gene RanGAP, whose product is annotated as ran GTPase-activating protein. Gene Ontology annotation, biological process: signal transduction; nucleocytoplasmic transport; activation of GTPase activity. Bases 152 to 1942 code for a protein of 596 amino acids. Gene Ontology annotation, cellular component: nucleus; cytosol; perinuclear region of cytoplasm. Lineage: Eukaryota; Metazoa; Arthropoda; Insecta; Diptera; Syrphidae. Gene Ontology annotation, molecular function: small GTPase binding; GTPase activator activity. The transcript is spliced from 5 exons. The record is from RefSeq and is a predicted model, not a curated record.
ACUUUUUUUCAAACAAAUUUUUUAGCCGCUAAUAUUCGCUUCGCUUGUGCAUGUGCCGUUGGUUAGAAUAUUGCAAAAAUUGUAUAUUUUAACUAAUUGCUAUUUAAAAAUAUAAAAUUGAAACUAGUAAUACACGUGAUAAUAUAUAAAUAUGGCUCAAUUUUCUCUAAGUUCUUUGACCAAAGAGUUGGCAGCAGUAGAAGAACCCGGUCUUACAUUCGCUGGCGGAUCUUUGAAAUGGACAACCGCCGAAGAUGUCAAGGAAGUUACAUCUGCCAUAGAUGCAUCAAAAAAUCUUACCUAUCUCCGAUUGGAGGGAAACACGCUUGGCGUGGAAGCCGCUGCAGCUAUUGGCAAAUCAUUAGAAAAGCAUCCAGAAUUUAAGAAAGCCCUAUGGAAGGACAUGUUCACAGGUCGUCUUAAAAAUGAAAUUCCCAAGGCUCUCGAGCAUUUGGGAAAUGGUUUAAUGCUCGCAUCUGCCCAGUUAACUGUUCUGGACUGCAGUGACAAUGCUCUAGGUCCCAAUGGAAUGGUGGGUCUGCAGGCUCUCUUGAGCAGCAGAGUGUGUUUUAGCUUGAGGGAAUUACAUUUGAAUAAUUGCGGACUCGGUAUCUAUGGCGGCAGAAUGUUGUCCGCAUCUGUGUUGGACUGCUACAAGAACAGCUGUGAUGCCGGCACUCCACUGGACCUUAAGGUAUUCGUCGCCGGACGUAAUCGUUUAGAGAAUGAGGGAGCCAUAGCGAUAGCUAAGAUAUUUUCCACAAUAAACACUUUGGAGGAGGUUGCCAUGCCUCAGAAUUCAAUAUACCAUGAGGGAAUCUCGGCUCUGUGUGAGGGACUUAAGAACAACCCUAAUAUGCGGGUUUUGAAUCUUAACGACAACAUCAUGACCCCGAAAGGUGCUUUUGCUAUUGCCAAUGCUAUCCAAGCUAUGCCACACUUGCGAGAGAUAAACUUAGGUGAUUGUCUUUUGAAGACCAAAGGAGCUUAUCAUCUGGCAAAUGUCUUGGAGGACAACCAGCCGGAUCUGGAAAUAUUAAAUCUCGAAGCCAAUGAGAUUGGACCCGAUGGAGGUUUGGCUUUGGUGGCGGCAUUACAAAACAAGCCCAAAUUAAAAGUACUUAAAUUGGAUAGCAAUCAAUUUGGCUAUGACUGCAUUGAGGAGAUGAAAGAAAUAUUGGCCAACACAUGUCCGGCAAACGUCGCCUCAUCGUUUGAGGAUGACGAAGGUGAUAGUGACAAUGAAGAUGAGGAUGAUGACGAUGACCACGAUGAUGAUGACGACGAAGAUGGUGAAGAGGAAGAAAUUGAUGAAAAUGCAGACCAUCACAAUGAUACAACAGAAGAUGCGGACGAAGAAAAUGACACCUAUGGCGAAGAAUACGCCGACGAGAGUGUCGCUGUGGAUAAUUAUGUUACAGCUGUUUUUAAUAAGUCAAAUAAUGACACUGUCGAAGAAUCCUUCGAAUCUAAUACAAGCGUCACAUUUGAAGGCGAACAAUCUCGGCCUAAUACAGUUGAGACAUUUUGUAACACACCAAAUCCGUCACUUAAAAUGUUUGAAAGCAUCGAAGAAACUGAUAAACUUCAAGCAUUCCGGGAUCAUAUAAAAGGAUACACAUCUGAAAAUUAUCUAAUAAUGCUAAUUUUCACUUCUCUAAAAUGUGCAGCCCUAUCAAAAGUCUCCAAAGAAGCUCUUGACAUUUCUACGGCCUUGUAUGAAGAUUCUUUUGCUUAUGCCGAAGAAAACGAUCAAGUUACACGUGUUACAAAUUUCUUUCUCAUACAAUUGGGUUUGUUAAAAAGCGAACAAAAAGACUUUAAACCAAACUAUAAUUUGAAAGGAUGUCGAUAUGCCUUCAGAGAGGCUUUGAAAGAGAAAAACUUACCAAGUGAAGUUAAACAGACAUUUACCUUAUUCUUGGACCGAUUUGAUGUUUAAACUAAAGUGGAAAGGUUUUAUUGUUUGUGUUUUCUUUUUGAAUAAAAAAAAAUGUGUACUUGUUUAAUUUGUACUUUUUUUAAAUGUUGAAACAAAUAAAAUUUGUAAAUUGUUUUUUUAAAAUAUA